UGCUUGUCGGCCUGCUUGUCGGCCUGCUUGUCGGCCUGCUUGUCCGCCCGCUUGUCGAUCUCCUGCCCGUCAUCUAUGAAGCCGAGCGACAAACGCACAUCUCAUCAGAGCAUAUAAGGGCGAUCAGAAACCUCAUUCUUCCACUUCUCUUCUUCACCAACCAACGCUUUUACCAUUUGGAGUUUCAAUCUUCAAGCAUAAUUCUCCCCCUUGGAUUGGUCAACCUCACCCUCUCCCCCACCCGGUAUCGACCGGACGAUCAUGGCUUCUUCAAGGGAGCGCAUGGUCCUCUGUGUCAGAUGCUCGGACUCUGCGUCUGCUCAACUCUCCAGGCAUGACGACGACUUCGCCAAAUGCCAGAUGGAACAUCCACUCAUCGAAUUUCCUCUCGACGGUCAAACCCACAUCGACAAAGAUGGCAAGGCACCUCACGCCGACAAACGCUGGUGGAGCUUCAAGCCAGGUCCAGUUGACACAACGGAAAUCGAUCUCACGCAAAGGAGUACUUGCAUUGCCCUUCUGACGGAAGCUAAAGCUGUAUUCCCACUCACUCGGAGCAACAAGACCCCGUCCAAUGCUCAAAUUAGCGGCGCGAAGACUGCGAAAGAGGAGAGCAAGUUUCGAGGCAUCUCAAUCACGAAAGAUAUGCUGGAGACUGCUCUCAGAAUCGCCAGUCUUCCAGAGGAGAGGGGCGGAAGCGAUACGCAAGCCGUGGAUCCGACAGCUGGCGCUUCUGCUCCUGUGUCAUCGUCUGGGAAUGACGGGUUGAAAUCAGGCAAUGGCAACGGUGCUCCGCUCGACAAAUCGUCAAUUCUCGAAGCAUCGAGCGCCGCACCUCAAUCCGCUUCCGGUCCAUCCAGAGCCGUCCAGGGUAGCGCCGCUCCGCACAUUGCCGGGCCAUCCAGUGCCAGUCCGAAGACCGCCACCUCAUCGACUGCAAUGCCUUCAGCGGAGGCGCCAACGACGACUUCAGCUGCUCCGAGCACCGAGAUUGACGAUGGUAUGAGCAUGCUACAUCUGCAAAGCCAACCCGAGACUGAGUAUGCUGGGCCAUCGAGGAGUGCCACAACAAAUGUCAACACCCAGUUCAUCGGCCCGAAGCGUGCUGGAUCAUCAACUCUCACGCCUUCCACUGCCGCGCCGACACACUUCCAACCUCACGAAGGCCAAGGUACAUUGCCUGCCAUGGGUACACUCUCUUUGCAGGGAGAGAAUCGACCUACGUCCAAUCCUGCUCGCACUGCCCGCGGACAGGUUGCACCCCCUUCUGCAUUGCCGUCGAAUUCGUUGUUGAACACCUCAACCUCCAUUUCUCGGGGACCUGGGGUUACCCCAACGAAACAAGUAGCAGGGACGAAGGGCGGGACAGAAUCCAAUACGAGCACGUCCGGGCAUGCGGCAUUGUCUGUGGACGGCAAUGAGGCCAUCAGGAAGAUCGAUGCUUUCAUCGACAAACGCUUCAAGGAGAGCAAAGGUUCGAAAAAAGAGCAGGAUAUCAUCAACGAACUUGCAUUGCGCCGCACUUUCGCCUCGGGGCAAAGCAAGCGUGAGAUCGUCACGAACUACAUGAACAUCAGUUUACCAGCCAAGAUGUACGUGUACAAAGUCGAGAUGAUUCGCGCCAAACCCACAAGUGCCCCGAACAUCCUCGUCAAGCGCUUUGCGGACAAAAAUGCGGUCAUUGAAUCCAUCGCCAGGACUACUGGUCAUGCACUCAAUGCCAACAUUACCAAAUGGGUCACUGACGGCGAUUUGAUCUGGUCUCGCGACCGCAUCUUCCCGAGUUCCCGCGAGGACGGAAAUCAUCAAGGCCCAAUUCUGGUUGACUCUCAGCCUCGCAUCCGGUACCAGAACGAGUGCGGAAAAGUGUUGCUUGUGGAAGAAGUCAACUUCUAUGAGUGGAACCCCAUCAGCUGCAACAUGUCCAUGACCGAGCUCGUUCAACUUCCUUCGCCUGCCGUGCCGGGAGAGAACGAUUCGGCUGUCCUGUUGCGUGGGCUGAACGCUUUCCUGACCGCCUACGCUCGCCAACGCGACAACAUCACUUUCGCGAGUGGCAACAAAGGCUACAUGAUGAACAAGCCGCGCAAGCUCUCCGACUGUAUCGAUGUCGUUCCUGGCUUCUCACUAUCUGUCCGGCCCGGCGUGGACCAAUUGCUCAUGUGCAUCAACACGGCUCACUCUCCAUUCUUCAAGCCUGGCCUCAGCCUUCAAUACAUCAUCGAAAAGUCCGGUCGUGGCUUGGGGAUUCUGAGGCGAGCUCUGAAAGGGGUCAAAGUGCGGAUCAACUACAGCAUCAGAGCUGGUUGGAGCCCGAGAGAAGAUGUCAGGUUCGUGAAGAAGAUCGGGAAGCUCAUCGCGGUCCAGGCAUGCGACGAGUCUCAAGCCAGAGAUGCAGCCGCCAACGCUUUACCCACCGUGCAGCAGCUGUUCACAAAGCCGACUCAGACUCAACGAGCUCACCCAUGCUAUCCACUCAAUCCACUGAGGCUGGAGAGCAGGUCUUUUGCCGUGCAAGUGGCCACUGACUCUCGUCCCGACUCGACCGACACGGAGUGGUAUCCUGCCAGCGUUCUCGUUGUAGAGCCAAACCAACCAUGGCACGGAGAUCUCACUGGGUUCGAAACCUCGAAUAUGAUCAAGACAGCGCAGAUGAAUCCACAGGAUAAUCAGUCCAAGAUCUUGAAUGAGGGACUCAUGAUGUUGGGUCUCGACCCUCCAAUGCAGACAGAAUUGACCAGGCAAUUCGGGAUGGCUACGGGCACUCAGCUGAUCAAAGUGGAUGCCGUCUGGUUGACAACUCCAAGGAUACAAUACCGCACAGCAAAGUCCAAAAGCAACGGAGUAGAUUUGCAAGUCGCGCGUUUCAAGCAGGAGAGUGCAAGUUGGAACCUCGGAAACGGAGCGAAGUUCUUCGCAUGCAAUGGCAUGGUUCCGAACGGGCUACCCAUCCUCGAUCUGUUCCCAAAUUCCCAGAUGACGAGACAAGAGCUCAUGGAUUUGCACAAAUUCAUGGACGAGUUUCGCAAGCAAAUGGGUGAAGCACUGCAGACACUCGGCUUGAAUCCGCCAAAAGAUGGAAGUGCGGUCAAAUGGAAUACUGGCUCGAACACGCUCACGAUGCGCGGUGUUUUGGACUACGAGAGGGUCUUAAAAGACAUUUUUGAACGAGGCCUCGCAAUGUCCCCCGGCCAAACACUGACCGUCGUCCUGAAGGAGAAGGAUUUCGAGGUCUAUUCGCGCAUCAAGCGCGUAGCAGAUCUUAAGCUUGGGGCUCACACUGUCCUCUGCCGGAAGCGCAGGAACUUCAAUGUUCAGUGCGCUGCCAACAUGGCGAUGAAGUACAAUCUGAAACGUGGCGGCACCAAUCAUGCCCUCGAAGAGGGUGCCUUUGCGGAUCUCAGACACAACAAGGUCGCAGAUACCAUCGUGAUCGGCGCCGAUGUCACACACCCAGGUGCCGGUGCUUCUCCGGGUACUCCAUCGAUUGCAGCGGUUGUCGGGAGUGUGGACAACAACUUCACCCACUUUCCAGGCUCAAUGCGCCUACAGCGAGCGCGGAAAGAGGACAUUGUGGAGUUGGGCGACAUGGUGAAAGAGCGUCUCAUCGACUGGGCCAAGAAGAAUGGGGACAAACUUCCGACCCGAAUGCUUUUCUAUCGAGACGGAGUGAGCGAGUCACAAUACGAGAAGCUCCGCACGUACGAACUGCCCCAAAUCCAGAAAGGGUUCAACUGGGCUGCCGAGUACCUCGCCUGGGAGGCGAAUGGUUGCCGACCGGGAAUGCAGCAGACGUCGCUCGGCAGUCUCACUCCCGCUAUGACUGUCCAGCCACACCCGAACCAGUCUCGCUCGUUGGACGCAUCCAGAAAUCCAUGGCCGCCAGCAACUCACAAGAAAGGCGAGGACGAGAAGUUUGAAGACAACACUGGCCGCAAUGAAAACUUCAAGCUCACCUACGUUGUGGUUGGAAAGCGACACAACACUCGCUUCUACCCAAGGGAGCAGAACAACCCACGUGAUUCAAUCCAAGAGCGGAACGGACAGGGAAAUGUCAUGCCAGGCUUCGUGGUGGACAGCACCAUCACGCAUCCACACAGCUUCGACUUCUACCUGCAGUCUCACUGCCCAAUCCAGGGGACCGGGCGCUCAGCUCACUACUUCGUGCUUCGCAACGAGAUGAAUCUGUCCACCCCACAGCUUCAAGAUGUGACGAACAGACUGUGCCACGUCUACGCUCGCUCGACCACUGCCGUCUCCUACUGUGCCCCAGCCUACUACGCCGACCGUCUGUGCGAUAGAGGCCGCGCAUAUCUCCGCCCAUGGCUCACCAACCAGAACGACCAAGCCUCGGGAUUGUAUCGGCCAGCUGAGAGACGCCAGGACCAGACGCCAACACAGUACAACGACAUGGUCAAAGACGAGCUCCGCGACGACCCCAACUGGCGCCCGUACCACAAUGCGGCGUAUCCCGGCCAGCUGAACCCCCCGAUGAAGUAUGGAUUCACGCGCCGCAAUCCUUGGCAUGCGAAUCUAGACGACACCAUGUUCUACCUUUGAGCUGCUCGCCUGCUCGUCCUGUCUUUACCCCAUCGACUUCGGAAAGUGCUCUGGCACACGGCUUGCCACUCCUUUGAUUUGCUGCGUUCUUCGACAUUACGGAUACUACGGUCUUCGCUGCGUUCUGCGAAGAUUGCCUUGGCUCAUGGCCUAGCACUCCUUCUAAUUGCUGCGUUCUGUUACAUUACCGCUACUGCUUUGCUUUUCUUGCUGCGUUCUGCCACAAUACCACUGCCUUGAAGCAGCAUGCUUGCACGCGUCACACUGACCGAAGUCACUCUUUUGAAUUCAGAUAGUAUUCAAUGAAACACUUGUACUUCCAG
Messenger RNA from Neohortaea acidophila, 4883 nucleotides. Its product is annotated as Piwi domain-containing protein. The transcript is spliced from 3 exons. Lineage: Eukaryota; Fungi; Ascomycota; Dothideomycetes; Mycosphaerellales; Teratosphaeriaceae. Bases 262 to 4560 code for a protein of 1432 amino acids. The record is from RefSeq and is a predicted model, not a curated record. Gene Ontology annotation, molecular function: protein binding; nucleic acid binding.